AUGGCCAGCAAAGACAAGGAAGCAGCCUCGAGCGACGCUACGCCCUCCAACCCCCGUGGCAUUCCGUACGCGCCGUUUGUCGACAAGGUUGAGGACUAUGUCUCGUCACGGGCCGACGUCGAGCCGACGUUGCGGCGGUUUCAGGAGAUGAUUGCGAAGUACCAAUUUAUGGAACAGAACCUGCAGCGGAGAGUGGCCGGGUUGAAGGACAAGAUGCCUGACAUCAGGAAAACAUUGGAUACUGUCCGGUUUCUAAAGCUGCGGACGUCCGACUCAGAUCCCAUCGAGACCACCUUCGAGCUGAACGACACCCUCUAUGCAAAGGCCGAGAUACCGCCCACCGAUGAGGUCUACCUGUGGCUUGGGGCCAACGUGAUGCUAUCAUAUCCGAUCGAUGAGGCGGAGACGCUCCUUGAGUCGAAGCUACAGGCGGCCAAGCAGAGCCUGUCAAACUGCGAAGAGGAUUUGGAUUUUCUGCGGGAACAAAUUACGACCAUGGAGGUGGCGGUGGCCCGAGUAUACAAUUGGGAUGUCGUGCAAAAGCGUAAAGAGAAGGAGGAAGAAGAGAAGGGGACGGGGAAGAAUACCGAGGCCGCCUCUUGA
Molecule: messenger RNA, 603 nt
Organism: Parathielavia appendiculata
Lineage: Eukaryota; Fungi; Ascomycota; Sordariomycetes; Sordariales; Chaetomiaceae
Product: Prefoldin, subunit 3
Exons: 6
Coding region: 1-603 (200 amino acids)
Biological process (GO): microtubule-based process; protein folding; tubulin complex assembly
Cellular component (GO): cytoplasm; prefoldin complex
Molecular function (GO): tubulin binding
Source: RefSeq, a predicted model, not a curated record